Aureobasidium namibiae CBS 147.97 is the source of this 1464-nucleotide messenger RNA. Its product is annotated as L-ascorbate oxidase. The transcript has 7 exons. Lineage: Eukaryota; Fungi; Ascomycota; Dothideomycetes; Dothideales; Saccotheciaceae. The coding region runs from base 1 to 1464 and encodes 487 amino acids. Gene Ontology annotation, molecular function: oxidoreductase activity; copper ion binding. The record is from RefSeq and is a predicted model, not a curated record.
AUGCUCUUUCUUUCUAUUGCCAUCAUCUGUCUAUGUUCUUGCUUCACUGUACAAGCUGCGGUAGUUAGUGGACAUGACGCUUCAUUCACGCCUGAUUUCUCUCUACGGGUGUCUGUCAAGAACAUCACACAAGGAUGUUUCACACGAGAGUCCGUUGUCGUUAAUGGCACCUCUCCAGGCCCAACAUUACGUAUCAAACCAAACAGGGUGACUUGGAUCAGAGUAUAUAACGACAUGGCGGAUCAGAAUCUUACCAUGCACUGGCAUGGUCUUUCACAACGCAUGGCAGUCUUUUCCGAUGGUACACCACUCUCACAAUGGCCCAUUGCACCACAACAUUUUUUUGACUACGAGAUUCUUCCACGGGAAAACCACGUUGGUACCUCUUUCUACCAUUCUCAUAUUGGUGUCCAAGCUAUGACUGCAAACGGCGCUCUUGUUAUCGAAGACAUCUGCGAACCACCAUACGCGUACGAUGAAAAGCGCCUGGUUCAUGUGACUGACUACUUUAACAAAUCGGAUCAAGCUAUCGAGAUGGAUCUGACAUCUUCCCCCUUUGUCUGGCCAUGCGAGACAAUGGGCCUACUCGUCAAUGGUGUCGGCGUAGGUGUUGGCAAACAGAACGAUACAAGGUGCGAGCUUCCUGUGAUCGAUGUCUUGCCCGGCAAGACUUAUCGUCUGCGUUUCAUAGGCGCUACCGCUCUUUCACAUCUGGGUAGUGGUCAACGGUUUGAUGUGCUGCAAUUUGAGACGCGAGAUCGGCCAACCGUCUAUCGUGGCUACGGUUUCCUCCGAUAUACCAUGCCAAAGAUAAAUCAAUUGCCACCCAUACCGACUUCACCGCCCUUGAGCCUUCCAAACAUCACAUAUAACUGGCUCGAGUAUGCCCUACGACCUCUGCGUCCAAACAGAUUUCCGAAAGCUUCGGAAAUCACCCGCCGUGUCUAUAUGACUGUUCAGCAGUUCAAGAAUGGCAGUAUCUACUGGGCUCAGAAUGGAAACAACUGGACGGAUACCUCAGGAAGGACGCCCACGUUGAUUGAUCUAUACAGAAGAGGAGAUGCAGCUAUGCCCAAUCAUACUCGAGCAUUGAAGAACAAUGGUUGGGAUCGAGAGACAAGGCUAUGGUCAGCAAAGACCGGUGAAGUACCGGAGAUCAUCAUUCAGAAUACCGGUUCUUUGUUGCAAGGCUAUAGACCUGUCCUGCGUGAUACUACGAUGGUCUAUCGUUAUGGUACUGCUGGUGUCCCAGGUCAGACAAUGAGUUGGAGAGGAUGGCGACUGCGUGUUAGUGAUCCUGGCAUGUCUACUGGCUGGGUCUUUGGUAACUCUGCCGCUGAGAUCACAAGUAUACCUUUCAGCAACGUUACUGGUUAUCUGGACUUCAACGGGAAUGCUUAUGGAAGCGUAUCACUUUAUCCUCAAGUGCUCGAAUACUUCGCAAGCGAUAGAGCUGAAUCAUGA